Messenger RNA from Monopterus albus (swamp eel), 2137 nucleotides. RefSeq names its product alkylglycerone phosphate synthase (gene agps). Gene Ontology annotation, biological process: lipid biosynthetic process. Gene Ontology annotation, cellular component: peroxisome. Gene Ontology annotation, molecular function: FAD binding; alkylglycerone-phosphate synthase activity. The record is from RefSeq and is a predicted model, not a curated record. The transcript is spliced from 20 exons. Lineage: Eukaryota; Metazoa; Chordata; Actinopteri; Synbranchiformes; Synbranchidae. Bases 148 to 2052 code for a protein of 634 amino acids.
AAAAAAAUCCAGUUAUGGGGCAUUCAACAAUUUUUUGCUCAUCCAUGAGAAGCGAUUGUCAUAUUUCCGACGGGAUCCUAACUCAGCGCACUUUUCCUGCGCUGACAUCUGACAGUCGCUCCCUCCUUUCACAGACACGGAAGCAGCAUGGCGUCCAGCAACAGCGGCGGCAGCAUCUCCGACAGGCAACACAUCGCACAGCAAAGACUGAAGAUAAUUGCGGGCCAUUUACAAAGACCGACUGACGGUGGUUCGGCUAUCCUACCCUCGGAGUGCAAAGCUCAAGGUAGCAAGCCAGAUGCAUCCAGUGAAAGGAAGACGGUGCCGAGGAGGAGGCAGGAGAUUAUGAAAUGGAAUGGCUGGGGAUACAAUGAUUCAAGAUUCUUCUACAAUAAGAAAGGUCAAGCAGAAUUUACUGGCAAAAGGUAUAGACUAAGUGGUCAGAUCAUCCCUGGUCUGAAAGACUGGAUGGAAAGCACAUUUGGAUCCAGUCUGCAGCAUAAAAGUACAGCAACACCGAUUCUGAAUAGCAGCGCUGUCCCCCCUCCCAUUCUUAACGAGGCCUUCGUGGAGGAACUGAAAUCCACAGGUAUUCCGUUCUCUCACGAAGCAGAGGACCGGGUGUUUCGCGCCCAUGGACAUUGCUUACAUGAGAUAUUUGCUCUGCGAGAAGGGAAAAUUGGCCGUGUUCCAGAUAUGGUAGUAUGGCCAAACUGCCACAAUGAUGUAGUGAGAGUUGUAGAAUUGUCGUGCAAACAUAAUGUUUGUUUAAUACCAUAUGGAGGAGGGACUAGUGUCUCUGGUGCCCUAGAGUGCCCGCCAGAGGAAACUCGCUCCAUUGUUUCUCUGGAUACCUCACAGAUGAACCGUAUUCUGUGGAUUGAUGAGAAAAAUUUAACUGCUCAUGUGGAAGCUGGCAUCGUGGGUGAGGAGUUGGAGAGACUGCUUAAUGAGAGCGGAUACUGUACGGGGCAUGAGCCUGACUCCAUGGAGUUUAGCUCCCUCGGGGGCUGGGUAGCAACCAGAGCAUCAGGCAUGAAGAAGAACAUCUACGGUAACAUUGAGGACCUGGUUGUCCAUAUAAAGAUGGUGACCCCACGAGGUGUGAUUGAAAAGAACUGUCAGGUCCCACGCAUGUCCACAGGGCCGGACAUUCACCACUUUAUCAUGGGCUCAGAAGGAACCCUGGGUGUGGUAACCGAGGUAACGAUGAAAAUUCGUCCCCUGCCGGAGUAUCAAAAAUACGGCUCUGUGGUUUUCCCUAAUUUUGAGCAGGGGGUUGCUUGUCUUCGAGAGAUUGCCAGACAGAGGUGUGCUCCGGCAUCUAUACGGCUUAUGGAUAAUGAACAGUUUAAGUUUGGUCAUGCCCUGAAGCCUCAAGUGUCUUCAAUUUUCACAUCCUUUUUGGAUGGGUUGAAGAAAUUUUACAUUACUAAGUUCAAAGGGUUUGAUCCCAACCGGCUGUGUGUGGCCACCCUGCUGUUUGAGGGAGACCGUGAGAAGGUCCUGCAGCAUGAGAAGCAAGUUUACGACAUUGCUGCAAAAUUUGGGGGCCUGGCAGCUGGAGAGGACAAUGGGCAGAGGGGCUACAUGUUGACCUUCGUCAUCGCUUACCUAAGGGACUUGGGGUUGGACUACUAUGUGAUUGGGGAGUCCUUUGAAACCUCCGUGCCUUGGGACAGGGUGUUGGAUGUUUGCCGUAAUGUAAAAGAGCGCAUCGUUCGAGAGUGUAAAGAGAAAGGAGUUCAGUUUCCAGCAUUAGCCACAUGCAGGGUGACUCAGACAUAUGACGCUGGUGCCUGUGUCUACUUUUACUUUGGCUUCACCUACAGGGGACUCAGCGAUCCAAUACAUGUGUAUGAAGAAGUGGAGCGUGCAGCUAGAGACGAGAUCCUUGCCAGUGGAGGGAGCUUGUCACAUCACCAUGGAGUGGGUAAACUUCGGAAGAAGUGGAUGGAAGAGACCAUCUCCACCAUCGGCAUGGGGAUGCUGAAAUCUGUCAAGGACUACUUGGAUCCCAACAAUAUCUUCGGCAACGGGAACCUCCUCUAAUUCCCCACUGCCCUUUAUCUCACCUUUUUCUAAAAGCAUUCUCUGCAUUUUGAAGUAAUAGAUACUAAAUGUGAAUUUAAAUGGG